AUGUAUGUGGCGCUAUCUCUUAUACCAUCAUUCCAUUUGAUAGUUUGAAAAAAUUAAAUAUUAAUUAGAAAUUUGAUUAUCAACAAUUGCUAUGUACAUUAAAUUUGUCCGUGGUACAUAAUAUUUAUUUGAAAUAGUUCAAAAAGUAUUAUAUAUAUAUAUGCUAUUUAAAAAUAUACCUCUCGAUUAGACUGGCAUCUAUGAUAUUGUAAGAGUAAGGAUGAACAGCUAUUUCGAUCGCCAAGUAGAAUCUGUGUUCAAUGGACAAUAAUAGAAGCUUGAGUCUUUUUAACUAAAAUAAUAUAUAUUAUCGUGCAUGACUCAAUUGAAAUAGAAUUUUUAUUAUGGACAUUGUUUUUUAAUACUGCUAAUACAUUCAUUUAUCUGUAUAAACAUAAACGCGUUUUCCAAAUCUAAAUGGUUAAUGUUAUAUGCUGCAUUGUGUUUUCACCUGAAACAUAUAUGUGUGGCUAUCAACUUUGAUGUGCUACAGUGUAUUUGUUUUAUUACUUCUGUGAAAAAAGAUACAUUAACAAUAGUAGAAUCUAUUGGUAUAUAUACAGAGAGUAAACGAAUAUUCUAUGGUAUAAGUUCAUGUAAGUUUGUUCCCUGGGAUAUAAUAGUAGAUGUAAUCAUCAAUGAAGUUAUAACAGGACAAAGGGUAUUAUAUUACCUUACAAUAGUGAUAAAAGAAUCAGUAGGUGGAAAGGAUUCCAUAAAAUUAAUUCCGUUAUUUCAAGAAUUGAUACCUGAAAGAAAAUGCCUGGAAUAUAUGUACGAGAGACUAGCUGGAUUGAUUGGAUACAACAGAGGGAAAGUCCAAUUUUAACAGUGCCUGGUUCAUAUUGGUUGUGUCAUAAAAAUAGUAUAUAUAAAUUUAUAUUUAAAUAUCGACGUACAACAAGGAAGGAAGAACAUUUUACUUUUGGAAAAGAAUUAAUGAAAAUAAUUAGAAGGAUUAUAAAAUAUCUUCCACGUCAAGGGCAACAAUUUAGUACAAACCAUCUAUUAGUUACCUAUAAUCAUACUUCAUGGACCCGACAGGAUAAAAUAUUUGCAAUGACAAAGUUUAAGGAAAGAUCUGCCACACCAUUUUCUCAUGCAUUUGUUCUUACUAUAAAAUUGAUAUCGCCUUUGGAAAGUUCAGAACAAAACAUAAAAUGUGGUGAAACAUCUUGUUCUGAUAAGUCUUUACUUUGGAAUGUUAAAGACUCUGUGAAUCUUCAAGAACAUGGUGAACAGUGUGAUAACAAACAAGAAAAAGUAACAGAAUUGAAAAAUACGGAUGUUCAAUUAGAUGAUAAUUUAGCAGAUAAUAAUUUGACAAAAACCUCCAUGAAUAAAGAGUUGACUGAACGGAUAACAUGUGACAAAGAUAUUAAUAAGAUCCAAUCAUCCCUAAGUUCUAAUGAAUUAUCCGAAAAUGUAAAAGCUAAUAAUAUACAAAAUUCGAGUAAGCAUUUACAAGAUUCCAAUAAAAAAUUGAUGGAAGAAAAUAAUUGUACUAUAAGUGACAAAUAUUCAUCAGUAUUUAUAACUGAAGCAAAUAGAACGACAUCCAGUGAAUUAGAAAAUUUAAAUUGCUCAAAGGAAGAUACUAUUAAAAAUAAAGAUUAUAAUAAUGAACUGUGUGUAGUAGAUGGAGAUAUUACAAAAGACAGUAUAUCUGAAUUUACUAAUGGUGUAACUGAAUCUUCUAAUACAGAUUCUACUAAUUUACCAUAUCAAUACCUGAUUGAAAGAGAAAUUGAAGAUGCAAAACUAAACAUAUUUGAUUCUGAAGUUUCAUCACACAAUUCCAAGAAACGUAAAAGAGAAGUAAUUGAAGAAUAUUCCGCGCCUUCUAUAGAUUUGGAUACAAGUGUUUCAGAAACCGAGGAUUCAGAUCCUAUUGCGAAAAGAAAACGUAGAUCGUGCAAUAUGACGCCGAGGUCUUCUGAUAUUACAGAUUUGGUAAUGGAAGGAUUAAUGUUUACUAUUCGGCAAGGACAAGAUGCUGUUGCAGUCAUAGAACAGAAAACGAAAUUGGAGGUAGAUGAAGUAUUAGAAAAUUCUGAAAAAAUUGAAACCAAAAAAGGAGAAAAAUGUUUACGAAAUUCCAGUUUGCUUGGAUUAGAGAAUUUAAUAACAAUGAUCGAAUUACCUAAAAAGACUGAGGUUGAACAAAAAUGUAAAAAUGUAAUUAUACAAAAAAAUAUUUCAAAAUGUCAGUCAACAAGAUUUACUAAUACAUCUUUAGAUAAAGAUUCUAAUAUUAAAAACAAGAAUCAGCACACUGAAAAAGAUAUAAAAUCAAUACAGAAUAAAGAUUUAGAACAUGAAGAAGAAGAAGAGGAAGAUAUUGUACCAGAAGCAUUGCAAAAUAAUCUUUUCCAACCUGAGGGAAUAAGUAACUCUAAAGAGACCAUAAUAAAUAAAAAUUUAUUAAUGGAUGAUGUGAAUACUGAAUCAACAAUCAAAUUUGGAGUAACAACUGAAUAUAAUCCUUUUUCAAAAAACAAACAUGAGAAAUGUAAAUCAAAUGUCCCAAUAAUAAUUUCAAAUGAAAUUAUUGCUACAGACCAAAUACCUCUUCCAUUACAAAAAAUACUCAGAAAUAAAUUAUUAUCAAAGCAUACUCCUUUAAGCAAUACAAAUAAAACAGAGGAAAACCAAAAUUUGGAUUAUAAUAUAUCAGAAAAUAUACAAAUUUCGGGGUGUUCUGAAACUUCUGUAACAAACAAUAGUAAAACUUCCAAUGAAAAUGCAUUACCUGUAACAUUAGAAAGAGAGCAAAAAGGGUUGAGUAUCAUUGAAAAGAUAUUGAAAGUGGAAGAAGACAAAUUAAAAAAGCACUCUGAUAGUACCAAUACAACAGAACAGUCAUCGUCAUGUGAAAUACAGGAUGUUACACAACAAUUUUAUCAAGAUCUUUUAUAUUUACAAAGGAAAAAGAAUGAACAGCGUUUGAACUUAAGAUCUAGAAUAAAAUCUGAAAAUAUGAAUCGAAAACCAAAUACUCCUGAGACGCAUAUAGAAAUGAUCAAAUUAUUUCAUGAUAUUACUAAAGGUGCCAAAGUUGUAGUAAGACGUAUGAGUACAAAAAGAAUUCAUAGCAUAAUAGCAAAAAGUUCUUCAUUACCAACAACCAUGCAAUGAAAUGAAAUUUGUUAGAAGAAUAUUAAAAUAAUUUAUAUAAGUGUCACAUAAGAUAUUUUAGGUAUAAUUUGUAGCUUAAAGAUAAAAUAUAAACAUAUGUUUAAAAUAUUUUAUACGUAUUACCCAUUCAUUGAAUGAGAAUGAUAAAUAAAAAGGUAAUAUUAUUUUGAACGCAAUAUUUUUUAUAAGUCUUAUAAGUAUUAGUAUAAGUUUUAUAACUUAAUCAAUUUUUUAAUAAUUUAUUAAUCUCACAUGUUUUCUCUCUGUUAAUUUGUUCUUUGACAGCCUUCAAAUUAUCUAAUUUAUUUAUAAUAUUUUGCAGUUUAUAAUCAAAAUAUUCGAAACAAACUUCUUUUUUAUUAAAGUUACCAUUAACAUGUACACUUUGCUCCAAGGUGUCAUCAAUUACAUUUGAUUUUUGAAUCACACUUGUCAUCUGUAAGAAUUGAGUUUAGUUUAGUUUAGAACAAAUAUUCAAAUUUUAUGUAAAUAAUAUAUAAGAUACUUCAUAAGAGAACUAAUUAAUACUUUUAUUAUAUAAGAUAAUAUGAAGAUCAUAACAGCUGAUACAUAUUCACAGUGUAUUAGAUUCCUUCAUGCAAAUACUUUUAAGGUUUUAAAUUUGUUAAAAAUAAUUAUUUACUUGUAUCUCAUUUUUAAGUUGUAUACAUUUUCGAAAUUCUUUAGCACACUUAAGCGGGUAACGUUCUCGAGCAUCACAUAAUUCAAAUAAAGCGUCUUCACAUUGUUGUUCAAGAUCAUCUAAAGUGAGAAAAUUUAAAUAAAUUUAUGACUGUCUUUCAUUUAUUUCACUUUUUUUACAUACCCAUUUUUGACCAUAUAUAAUUUCUAUUUUAAUACGAUGUAACUUCUGGUAACUUAAAACAGAAACUGUAUUUAUGUAUGUUAUUUACUUUCACUGUCAUGUUGUGAGCGAUUGUGGAGACACCUUCCGAACUAAUUUCCAUACAUUAAGAAAAAACUGCUUACUUCAAAUACUUCAAUUUACCGAUU
Messenger RNA from Nomia melanderi (Alkali bee), 4152 nucleotides. NCBI's taxonomy places the organism in Eukaryota, Metazoa, Arthropoda, Insecta, Hymenoptera, Halictidae. The record is from RefSeq and is a predicted model, not a curated record.